AUGAAGAGAACAUCCAGUAGCAUCGUUCAACGGUUAAUUACCCACAACAACAGCAGCCACACAUCGAGCCUCACCAAAACAACAAGACAAUAUUUUUGCCCCAGAAAUUGUGUUUUCAAUUAUGCUUUGUCGAACAAACCAAACAUAAUUGUUCCGAACAACAAAUUGUUGUGUUGUCCAACAACAACAACCACAUUUGGCCAAAUACGUUCUUACACCACCACAAAUUGGUGGAAGGAGAAAGAAGCAUCAACAAAUGAUAAUGAUGUUACGUCAGCACCUUCAUCCUCCGAACCAAUCACUCUCUAUUUGAUGGAUUACGAGAGUUGGAACGCACAACAAGUAGCUUCAGUAUUGACUUCUCCUAAAUCUUUGGGUGGUGCUGGUUUGUCGGUUGAUGAUGUGAAGCCUUUGUAUGAGGCUGGCUUUAAAGGCACAUCUCUCCACAACAUUGUUGAGAAUAUCAAGUUGGACGGUGUAAAGUAUGCCAUUGAUCAACUGCAAAGUACUUAUAACAAGAGUAGCAUUCCUCAACUCUCCGACACUUGUCAAACUGUUGUAUUUUGGGUGCUCGAUCAAUUAAUGACCAGACAAUAUUCACUAUGGCAAUUGGAGCCAGUGAGUAAACAAAUCAUACAAAAAUUGGGCGAACCAAUUGCAAAAGGAGGUGCUGAUUUGAGUCUUGAUCAAGUUUCUUCAUUAGAUAGCAAAACUCUCUAUAGCAUUGCAAAAAAUGUAGUCUCUUCCAAGGAGACUUCUUUCAUUAGAAAUCUUGACUUGAGUUCAGGUACAACACUUGUCCAAUGGGUCAAACAAUUUCUACUACAAAACCAUAAGAUUCAAAUUGAGCUGAAAAAAAUUCCCAGCUCUAUUUCCUUCGAAGCACCUAUAUUCAACAAUCUUGCUUAUCAAAACAACAAAAACACUGUUGAAAUGAUGGCUGAUGUGUUGAUAGGAAACAUUUGA
Naegleria lovaniensis is the source of this 966-nucleotide messenger RNA. RefSeq lists its product as uncharacterized. The transcript has a single exon. NCBI's taxonomy places the organism in Eukaryota, Heterolobosea, Eutetramitea, Acrasida, Naegleriidae. The coding region runs from base 1 to 966 and encodes 321 amino acids. The record is from RefSeq and is a predicted model, not a curated record.